Molecule: messenger RNA, 1125 nt
Organism: Humulus lupulus (European hop)
Lineage: Eukaryota; Viridiplantae; Streptophyta; Magnoliopsida; Rosales; Cannabaceae
Exons: 2
Coding region: 1-1125 (374 amino acids)
Source: RefSeq, a predicted model, not a curated record
AUGCAUCAUGAAUUUCGGUUUCAUCCUUUACGUAAAAAUCUCAAAAUCAUCAACUUACGCUUCGCUGAUGAUUUAGUGAUUUUUUGCAAGGCUAAUAGAGGUUCAGUUCAGAUUAUUAAGCAGGUUUUUGAAGACUUUUGCUAUAGUACUGGAAUGAAGGCUAACUUAAGCAAGUCUCAAGUCUUCUUCAGUGGUAUCUCUGCUCAAGACAAACGCCAACUACAGCUUCUGUUAGAGUUAGAAGAGGGCUCCUUCCCCCUGAAAUACCUUGUUGUUCCUUUGAGACCCACUAAAUGGAAAGCGGCUGACUGCGGUGAAAUUCUUAAAAAGUUAAAGCUUAAACUUCACACUUGGUCAAGUAGACAUCUAUCCUAUGCAGGGAGAGUUCAGCUCAUCACUUCUCUUUUGGUGGUUUGGGGUUUGGAGAAGGCUAUUAGUCAUCAGCAGGAAGCAUUAUGGGUAAAGUGGGUUCAUGCAGUGUAUUUAAAGGGCCAAAACUUUUGGCAAUACCAACUUAAGGCUGAUGCAAGUUGGUAUUGGCGCAAAAUCUGUCAAUUACGUGAGAUGUUCUCUCAAGAGGAGAUUGAAAAGGCUGGUAGUAAUGGAAGGUUUAAAGUUAGACAAUUGUAUACUGGGCUGUUUCAGCUUACCCCUGUCAAUUACAAGCAAUUUGUUUGGAACAGAGUGAGUGUUCCUAAGCAUAGGUUCAUCACUUGGCUUGCUGUCAAUUCUAAGUUGCUAACUAGGGACCACUUACAAAGAGUGAUGCAGCUGGAUUCUUCUCUUUGCCCGGUCUGUGAUCAAGAGUUGGAGAGUCAUAGUCAUCUGCUCUUUGGGUGUUAUUUCUCUCAGCAGGUUGUUCAAAAGAUUCAUAGCUGGUUUGGCUGUUCUUGGCCUCUUAUUUACUCAGACUGGUGCAGAUGGAUUGGUGGUAUGAGUAAGGGGGUUAGAGCUUCAAAGGUGGCGGUUGUGUUCUCUGCUACAGUCUACUUUGUGUGGCAUAACAGAAAUAUUUGUGUUGUUCAUAAUUACUCUCUUAGUAUUAUGACUGUAGUUGAGUUGAUAAAAAAUGCCAUUAAGUGUAGACUGAGUGCAUUUUUCUCUGAUGAUGUUGUAAAGCUGUGA